GGUUGGUUGGACGGCUGAAGAAGUCAGUUGGUAUCCAGCCUCGCGGACUAUGGCGUUCAGGGGGUGUGUUGGGCUCUGAGACGAUGGGCUUGUGAACCCGUCUCUGGGAAGAGGCGCCCGUCCCGUGAGGCCAUGGCGGCUGCUGGACUCAAGGCUGCGAGCAGCGGCAUAUGGAGGGGCCGCCCCGCCGCCGGCAUCCUUCAACUGAUGGUCCCUGUUUCCAGCCACAGCAGCUGCUGCUAUUAUACAGGCAGCGACGCUGGAGCAGGGCGGGUGGGAUGCAGGCAGCAGUGGACCCAUCAGCCGCAGUCUGCGGGGCAUUGUCUCCCGCCGCCGGUCUUCUCUGCGAUCGGCGGCCAAGCGGAGAGAGCCGCCGACGCGGGCCCUGCCGUGGCAGAGAUAAUGGCAGCUGCUUCCUUAGGCAGCCACCAACCCAGCUCCAUCGAAGGGAUCGAUACGAAGUCCUAUCUCUGGGCCAGAUACCACGAGAUGAAAAAGCUGGUUUAUGAUCUCCUUCCACCAGGAGUUUGCAAUCUUCUUAACCCAGCAGCUAUCUAUGCAAAUAAUGAGAUCAGCUUGAGAGAUGUUGAGAUCUAUGGCUUUGAUUAUGAUUAUACGUUAGCACAGUAUUCAAACUUACUACAUUCAAUGAUAUUCAACACUGCCAGAGAUAUCCUAAUUGAACAGUAUAAGUACCCAGAGGGACUCAGGAAAUAUGAAUACAUUCCUGGUUUUGCCAUAAGAGGACUUCACUAUGAUGUGCACAAGAGCCUUCUAAUGAAGAUUGAUGCUUUCCACUAUGUCCAAUUGGGUACUGCCUAUCAGGGGCUAAACCCAGUGCCUGAUGAAGAGGUUAUUGAAAUGUAUGGUGGAACCCAGCAUAUCCCAUUAUACCAGAUGAGUGAUUUUUAUGGCAAGGGUCCAUCGAUUAAACAAUUUAUGGACAUCUUUUCUCUUCCUGAAAUGACCCUACUUUCAUCAGUGACUGACUAUUUCAUGACUCAUAAUAUUGAGUACGACCAAGUUCAUCUUUUCAAGGACGUCAGCGAUGCCAUUAAAGAUGUCCAUGUGAAAGGAAUGAUGUACAAAUGGAUUGAAAAGGACAUGGAAAAAUAUAUUCUUCAUGGAGAUGAAACAUAUGCUGUCUUAAACAGAUUGGUUAACAACAAUAAAAAACUCUUUCUCAUCACAAACAGUCCUUUUAGUUUUGUUGAUAAAGGGAUGAAAUACAUGGUUGGCAAAAACUGGCAGGACCUUUUUGACAUGGUCAUUGUGCAAGCAGAUAAGCCCAGUUUCUUUACUGAUAAAAGAAAACCUUUCAGAAAAAUGGAUGAGGAAGGUUCUCUUCACUGGGACAAAAUAAACAAACUGGAAAAGGGGAAAAUCUAUAAACAGGGCAAUCUGUUUGAUUUUCUGCGGCUAACAGGCUGGCGUGGGUCCAAGGUCCUUUAUUUUGGUGACCAUUUGUACAGUGACCUUGCAGAUCUCAUGCUGCGUCAUGGUUGGAGGACGGGUGCCAUUGUUCCAGAAUUAGAAACAGAAAUACGAAUCAUUAAUACAGAGCAAUAUAUGCACUCUUUGACCUGGCAGCAAGCUCUUACAGGACUUCUGGAGAGAAUGCAGAUGUAUCAAGAUGCAGAAUCCAAGCAAGUCCUUUUAGAGUGGAUGAAAGAGCGACAGGAAAUUAGGUCACUUGCAAAGAAUCUGUUUAACCCCCAGUUUGGUAGCAUCUUUCGAACCUUCCACAAUCCAACCUACUUUUCUCGAAGACUGAUUCGUUUUUCUGAUAUUUACAUGGCAUCCAUCAGUUGCCUACUGAAUUAUGAUGUGAAUUUUACCUUUUAUCCUCGUCGAACGCCUCUACAGCAUGAAGCUCCCCUCUGGAUGGAUCAGCUCUGCACAGGUUGCAUGAAGACUCCAUUCUUAGAAGAAAUGGUGCAUAUUCGAUAAAAGGGAUUAUGAUAUGCAUAGUAAAAUCAUACCUUUUUUUGUUGGUGGUGUUUUUGAGGAGCCCGCUGCUACCAUGUGACCAUUGUUGUACUUCUCUUCUCAGCACUUCCUACUAGAAGGGUACCUGAGAUAAAUGAAUGGAAAGUUGGCAUAAAUUUUAUAUCUGAAAUCCUGAUGGUAAAAUAUCCUAACCAUACGUGGUUAUUCUCUAAGAAUAAGUUUUAAAUUUUGUGUCUGUAACUUAGUUUCUCCUAUGUACAGAUUCCACCUUCAGACUCUAGUCUAUAGCUCUUAGGAAACAUGAGGAGCAGCAACUAAUAUUUUAAGAAUUUGUAUGUGCUACACAGCUGUCUUUAUCUGCUCAGAAGGGUUCUACAUUUAGAUGAACUUUGGUUGGACUAUAGUAAUGCUGGCAGAGAGAUUAUAGAUCUAUUUCCUUUUUAGAACAACACACAUUUGAAAUUCAGCCUCCAUAAGAAUCCUUGCUACAUCAGCUGUACAGUACAUGAGAUGGAAGUUUAAAUAGUUCCUAUUCAUUUCACCAAUCAGUUCACAUUCUAUUACAAAUUUAAAGAUUCUAACUGGUGGUAUUUCUAAAGAACUGAGCAUGGUACAGUACUAUAUAAAACAGAAAUGCCAUUAAACCACACUCAUUCAUUCAUGUACGAACUGACCUCACUCAGAUUUACUGUAUGAUAAUAACAACAGUUGAUGUGACAUUAAGUUUGUAAUGCUCAUUUACAAAUUCAAGCCAUCACUAGAUGCUGAGUUUACCGGACAAUGUAUUAAAUCAGUCCUACUUAGUAUACAAAAAAACAGUUUUUCAUGUAUAUGAAUAAGUUAUCUUUAAUUGAAUAACCUAUUUCUUACGAUACUAAUUUACCUACUGCAUUUAUAUUAAUAAUUUUUAGACAUCUAAGCACAAAUAGAUGUUACAGAUUAACCUAGCAUAUUAAUUGACCUCUAGUUACUGUAUGCAUGACUAGGAUAAUAAAAGAUUAAAAUAGUAAUUGCUAGAGCCAUUACGUAACCUUGUAAUGGAAAGGAUUUUUCCCCUGUUCUGUCACAGGCAGCCCUCAUAUCAGUAAGUAAGAGGUAAAACUGCCAUUAGAAGACAAGUCAGAGGCUUUAGCUCAGUACAAAAAUAGUGGUCUCUUACAAAUGGUGAAUCAUCAAAACUACAUUAUUCUGUGCAGCAGAAUUAGCAUGGACUUACUGUGACCUUCUGAACUUAGUUCAAGAUGUUCUUUUUUAUCCUAUAAAAGGAUUAGAUCUCAAUGUUGUGGGCCUCUGUAAUUUUUCUGCAUUUCAUCAUGAACUAUUGCCAGACAGGACCAUCAUUGCAUUAGAGUCAGACAUCAGAAAUACUUAUUAAGUACAGAAUGUCCUUCUGUUGAAGAUUCUCAUUUAAGGCUGGUUUAGGAAACUUUUUGUAUUAAGGUCAAGCUGUUGUGGGUUGGGUUUUGUUUGUUAGAUUCUGUAAUGCUGCUGCAAUGCAAGUUAUACCUAUAAAUGAAAUAAUGAAUGACUGGCUGAAGCUACUCAGAUUGUUGUUAGAACUAUUCAGUUUCUUGCUAGAGACGGUUUUCAAGGAAUUGAAUAAAGCUUGAACAUUCUAACAAGAUACCAAAGAAAUCUUUCUGAGUAGUCACUAUGUUUGUAAUUUGUGAUGUCAUGCUAGGGUGACAUUGUGUGGUCUCCUGGAUGCUAGAUGCAAGAUGAUUACAAGCAGGAAACCAGAUGUUGUAUACUGUACUCCUUCACAGUAUUUUUAUAUGUAUUUUAUGUCAAAGAGUUGAAGCAUUAUCUAAUAAGUGAGCUCACACUCAAUUAAAAAAACACUAUUUUAGGAGUAAUAACAUUUCUGUUAGGGCUGUACAGUGCUUCAGGUUCAAUUCAGAAGAGGCACUUCAGCACAUGUGGGAACACCAAUGCAGUUCCUGUGCACAACUCAUUAAAGUAGUCACAUCUGUUUCCAGGACUGCCAUGUCAUUAUGGCCAUUAGAUUCAGGAAGUUUAGAGGAAACAAACAAAAAAUCACUUUGUCAUUCCUGGCCUGGUGCAUACAUACUUCUGAGAAGUUUAAGUUUCCUCUUGUUUAAUUAUGACUAAGAUUGCAUCACCUUGUAGCACAUGGAUCAUGUUAAGACUGACAGGUUGCUAAUCUAAGGAUGCUUUUGGCUAUUUAUGUUGGAGCUACUCAUCCCUUUGUUCAGAUUUCCUCUUCUGCCAUCCCUCAAACCAACUUGGAGACCUCCAUGGGGAAAUUGACCCCUAGGGGUCAAUUUUUAUAAACUCGUGGCAUCUCUUACUGACCAUUAUUGCUAAAAAUUGAAGACUUAAUUUCCUGUUGUUUUGAGUUAGGAACCAGAUUAUAAUUGAAGCAGUUUAACUUAAAAAAAACAACCUAAUUUCUGAUCUUGAGCCACCAAAAGGUUAUGCAACUUAGGACUUCUGCACCUUGAACUCACUUCAGUGGAAAGAACCACAAUGUGCAUAAGCAUACAUUCCUAAUUUGCCAUAGUUAUGUAUGCAAAAUAGGAAUGUUUAUGAUGAUUCUCUGCAAGUAUCUGUUCUACAGAAAACUGUUAUAUUGGGAAAGAUCAUAGAUGUUGCCAUGACUAGGGGUGAAUUUCUGGAACCUCCUCUGGAGAUACCUGUCCCUUCGCUCUGGAACAGUUUCUUAGCUUUGCCAAUCCAUGUGAAAUAUUUCAUUGAUGAACCACUUCUACAUCCAGAUAUUGCCUCUGAAAGGAGAGAGAGCAGAAGGUGGAAGCUGCAUCAUGAAAGAGGCAUCGGAGUAGAUCAAAGAAGCAGGGAUACGAGAAUGGUGCAAUAUUGUAGCUUUGGCUAAACGUUUCCCUGAAAAAUAGCUGCCAUUUUUAAAUACCUAUGAGCCCAACUUGUUUCUGUUUUAAAUGUGAAAUCAUUAAAAUGCCAAUUAACUUCCUAAAGUGUGUUUGGUACUAUAGAGACAGUGUCUCUUACCUUUAAAAGUAGGCUGUUCUGUAAAAUCUAGAUGGCUUGGAAAGAUGAUUUUUUUAAAAACGUGUGUUAUAAUUUGAUACUUUUUUUCCCCAGAAUUGGGUACAAUUGUUAAUUCUGAUUCAUGAGUCCACAAAAUAAAAUAAUGUAUUGUGUUUAACUUC
Python bivittatus (Burmese python) is the source of this 5099-nucleotide messenger RNA. The record is from RefSeq and is a predicted model, not a curated record. Lineage: Eukaryota; Metazoa; Chordata; Lepidosauria; Squamata; Pythonidae.